Daphnia pulicaria is the source of this 643-nucleotide messenger RNA. RefSeq names its product 40S ribosomal protein S16 (gene RpS16). The coding region runs from base 99 to 563 and encodes 154 amino acids. NCBI's taxonomy places the organism in Eukaryota, Metazoa, Arthropoda, Branchiopoda, Diplostraca, Daphniidae. Gene Ontology annotation, biological process: translation; maturation of SSU-rRNA from tricistronic rRNA transcript (SSU-rRNA, 5.8S rRNA, LSU-rRNA). The transcript is spliced from 5 exons. Gene Ontology annotation, molecular function: RNA binding; structural constituent of ribosome. Gene Ontology annotation, cellular component: ribosome; cytosolic small ribosomal subunit. The record is from RefSeq and is a predicted model, not a curated record.
GAUCAAUAUGAAUAUGGCAACGUCCACCCAGUUGUCUUCAAUCCUCUCUCCAUUUUUGUGGUCUCUUAGCACGGCAAUCGUUGUAGAAAGCCUACACUAUGACCGCCCCGACGACAACCAGCACUGCUCCUAAGGAGCCAAUUCAGUCUGUCCAGGUUUUCGGCCGAAAGAAAACCGCCACGGCUGUUGCAUACUGCAAGCGUGGACAUGGGCUCAUUAAAGUCAAUGGAAGGCCGCUUUCCAUCAUCGAGCCUCGCCUGCUCCAGUACAAACUCUACGAACCCAUCUUACUGUUGGGCAAGGACCGAUUUGCUGGUGUCGACAUUAGGAUCAGAGUAAGUGGUGGUGGUCACGUUGCCCAAGUGUAUGCCAUCAGGCAAGCAAUUGCCAAGUCCCUGGUUGCCUACUACCAGAAAUAUGUGGACGAAGCCUCCAAACAGGAGAUCAAGGACAUCCUCAUCAAUUAUGACCGCAGUCUGUUGGUAUCUGACCCUCGUCGCUGCGAAGCCAAGAAGUUCGGUGGUCCAGGUGCCCGCGCCAGAUACCAGAAAUCUUACCGAUAAACUUGUUCGCUGUUUCCCAGAGAGCUGGUCUGUUGUGUCUUGUUGUGUGGAAAAGAAUAAUACGACAAGCCAAGAUUUCA